Aspergillus melleus is the source of this 834-nucleotide messenger RNA. RefSeq lists its product as uncharacterized. The transcript has 3 exons. NCBI's taxonomy places the organism in Eukaryota, Fungi, Ascomycota, Eurotiomycetes, Eurotiales, Aspergillaceae. The record is from RefSeq and is a predicted model, not a curated record. The coding region runs from base 1 to 834 and encodes 277 amino acids.
AUGACCACAAUCACCAGGCGACCAACAAUACCCGCGGACUGGGCACCGUCGAAGGCAGGAUGCUUGCGCAAGGAGGACUACUGGCUCUGGCUCUGGCCCAACAAACAGCACGACAACCGCACCGUGCUCGGCGGACCUAGCCAAACGACCGAUUGCUUUCCACCGACAUGGGCCGCGUCGGAUGUAUAUGUUGGAACGAGCUGUCCGGGCGACUACACAACCGCGUCAUGCGAAGGGAGUGAUCAGCGAGAUACGGUAACAUGUUGUCCGAAUAACCACGUCUUUACCUGCGCCGUAUCCGAGACCGAGAAAGCGCAUGGUUCGCUUUUCCCAUGUCGAUUAAAGUACACCACGGAGCGAGUCGUGACGGCGACAUUGACGGACUUUGUUUCCAAUACGAUAAACGUCGACGAGGUGACGCAGAAGCCAGGACUACAUUUGUAUGCGCUGGGAGUGUUAUUCGUGACGCCGACACCAACAUCAAGCGACCUCAGUACCUCCGCUGUCAACACAGAACCCUCACUCUCAAUAACAGCGUCCUCUACAUCCGAACUCUCUAACAUCUCAUCCCCAUCCUCAUCAACACCACUCAGCGCCGGCGCAUCUGCAGGAAUCGGCAUCGGAUCUGCAGCAGGGGUGAUCCUAAUAGCCGUGCUCGGAUGGUUCUGGUACCGACGCAAGAAAGCCGCCGAAGCAGCGAAAACGGGAUCACCCAUACCUCCCCAUCACCACUAUAGCCUUCCGGGGCAACCAAGCAUCGGUCAUCAGUAUCCGAUCAACGAAUUAAACACGUACGAGGCACAACGGAAGCAGUUGACUGAGCUGCCUUCUUAA